CACUCAUGCGGUUUCAGGUCGAUCCCUCUGGCCUUAGCCAGUCCUGUCAAACAAAGGGUAACCAUUCCAGAGACAAAAAAUGAAAUUAUCGUUCUAAGCAGAAGGGGGUGAAAAUCAUGUAUCUCGAGAAGGACGCGCGGCAGCCAAACACUUUCGAAGUGCCAUGUCCAAUAAUGGCAACGCAUUGUCCAAAUCCAUACCAUACUGACCUCCGAACUUGCACCUUCCCUAGCCACAUCAUCCUCAUCUUCGGACAGUUGGCGCCUAAAGAAAGGUCUUAUUUUCGUUCUCCCUUCCCACCCAACGUCGCAUCCGCACCCUCGUUCAUGUACUUCCCAUCCCGACGCUGCAACAUCAUCCCACUCCCGCCUCUGCUCCCAAUCACCCCGGUCCAAAGGUCCCACACAACUUUCACGCUCCCCGGCGUCUCCUCCACAAUCCACAAAGGGUACAUAUCCCUAUAUCCAGUUCGAACUUGGCAAAUCAAUAGACAAAGGAUGGUAAGACCUAGGAUUGGAUGCUAUCAUGACGAAAGGAGAUAUGAAUUAGGGAUGUGUGAUGCAAUGCGUUGAUAGGAUUGAGGAAGGCCAGAAUAGGCAGCAUUCCGUGAUAAACGAGAAUUAGUAGAUGCUGCAGGUAUCAUACAUUAUCAAUAGCCAUGCACGUUUUGAAA
Cantharellus anzutake is the source of this 673-nucleotide messenger RNA. RefSeq lists its product as uncharacterized. Lineage: Eukaryota; Fungi; Basidiomycota; Agaricomycetes; Cantharellales; Hydnaceae. The record is from RefSeq and is a predicted model, not a curated record. Bases 117 to 572 code for a protein of 151 amino acids. The transcript has 2 exons.